This is a messenger RNA of Brassica oleracea var. oleracea, 732 nucleotides long. RefSeq names its product agamous-like MADS-box protein AGL86. The record is from RefSeq and is a predicted model, not a curated record. Bases 1 to 732 code for a protein of 243 amino acids. The transcript has a single exon. NCBI's taxonomy places the organism in Eukaryota, Viridiplantae, Streptophyta, Magnoliopsida, Brassicales, Brassicaceae.
AUGAGGCUACAUACGGAGAAUAGGGAGAUUGAGCUUAGAGAGGUUAUGUUCGGUCUUCUCAAGGGGAAGACGCUAAUGCCGGAUCAGUAUGGUGAUCCAAGUUUUAUGAGAGACCUGAAUCGUUUCAUUGGUGAUUAUGCCAAUAAGGUAACCUACAGGACCCAGUUCCUCGAGGGGAAUGUUGAGCCUGUUCCUCCUAAUGUCGCUGCUACCGAUGCACCUGUUCCUGUUGUUGGUGAUAUGAACGCUGUUGUUGUCGGAGCCGAGGGUUCGGUAAGUAACCCUACUGAAGCUUAUGAUCAUAUGCGUCAAUAUGAUGGUAUGGAUAUGAGUGUGAAUGAACAGGCUCCUGGAGGUUUUAAUGAUCAUGUUCAUCAUCAAGAACCAUUUCAAUAUCAAACUCCCACUAACUUUUAUGAUCAGACUCAGCCUAUGUUUUAUGGUUCGAGCCAGGGUAAGGAUAUAAAUCAUGAAGAACCAUUUCAAUACCAAAGUCCUGCUAACUUUGAUGACCAGACUCAGCCUAUGUUCUAUGGUUCGAGCCAGGAUAUGUAUACAGGUUUGAAUCAUGAUCAGGGACAGAGUUCGAAUCAGUAUCCAAAUUCAAACCAAUCGUUCAUGAGUCUUUUGAUGGGACAACCUCAUCAGAUGAGUGAUGUUCAAGAGCCUGCAAGAGUUGCUUCCAUGGGUGACAACAAUAAUGGCUAUCACCAACUACCAGUCACCGGUUAG